This is a messenger RNA of Acomys russatus (golden spiny mouse), 764 nucleotides long. It is a transcript of the gene C1d, whose product is annotated as C1D nuclear receptor corepressor. The transcript has 4 exons. Gene Ontology annotation, molecular function: DNA binding; RNA binding. The coding region runs from base 50 to 475 and encodes 141 amino acids. The record is from RefSeq and is a predicted model, not a curated record. Lineage: Eukaryota; Metazoa; Chordata; Mammalia; Rodentia; Muridae. Gene Ontology annotation, cellular component: nucleolus; exosome (RNase complex). Gene Ontology annotation, biological process: regulation of gene expression; maturation of 5.8S rRNA.
AGCUCUGUCUCCGGUAUGAACUCUGAAUUCCUUUUUUCAGUUGGUCACAAUGGCAGGUGAAGAAAUGAGUGAAGACUAUCCUGUAGAGAUUCACGAGUCUUUAUCAGCCCUGGAGAGCUCCCUGGGUGCCGUGGACGACAUGUUGAAGACCAUGAUGUCUGUUUCUCGGAACGAGUUGUUGCAGAAGUUGGACCCACUUGAACAAGCAAAGGUGGAUUUAGUUUCUGCAUAUACAUUAAACUCAAUGUUUUGGGUUUAUUUGGCAACUCAAGGAGUUAAUCCUAAGGAGCAUCCAGUGAAGCAAGAAUUGGAACGAAUCAGAGUCUACAUGAACAGAGUCAAAGAAAUAACAGACAAGAAGAAGGCUGCCAAGCUGGACAGAGGUGCUGCUUCGAGAUUUGUCAAAAACGCUCUCUGGGAACCAAAACAAAAAAGCACGCCCAAAGCUGCUAAUAAAGGGAAAAGUAAACAUUAACCUUUCGGUUUUGAUGUACAUGUUUUCAAAAAGUACAUCAUUUGUAUCAGUUUACAGAGUAGGUGGUUAUGUGGCCAUGCAGUAUUUAAUGGAUUCCUUUUUGAAUUCACAUAUACAUUUGUGUAUUAAAUUUGUGAUACUGAAUUUUUUUUUGCUGAGAAAGAUUAAGUUGUCAUUAUUGAUUUUCAUAUAAAGCAUCAUGAUGUUUUUAAUAUUAUAAGAUAUUCUAUAAGCAAUUGUGAAAUCCAAAUGUUCUUUGUAAACAUUUGUAGUGUUUUAAGUGAAUAAU